Pomacea canaliculata is the source of this 1927-nucleotide messenger RNA. RefSeq lists its product as uncharacterized. The record is from RefSeq and is a predicted model, not a curated record. The transcript is spliced from 10 exons. NCBI's taxonomy places the organism in Eukaryota, Metazoa, Mollusca, Gastropoda, Architaenioglossa, Ampullariidae. Gene Ontology annotation, molecular function: metalloexopeptidase activity. Bases 205 to 1365 code for a protein of 386 amino acids. Gene Ontology annotation, biological process: proteolysis.
CGUUAGUCCCUAACACAGACACACACCCUGCUUAUCGCACCGAGAUAAUACGCGGUAAACCGAAAACGAAAGAGACGGAUUCGCAUUUCGGAUGAAAGCAAGCUAUCAAAAGGUAUUUCGCCCGGUCGCUUACAGCUAAGAGGACGUUUCUGACAGCACAGGUAAAACGACACACUUAGUCAAGCCGAAGACGUCUGGUCCACCAUGAUUCGACGAAUUGUUUACCUGUUUAUCGCAACAGUUUUGACUCAGCAGGCGAGGUGCGAUGUGGACAAGGACUGGAUGAGACAAACUCUUGCCGAACACUUCUCAGCACCACGACACCACGUGACCAACCCCGUGUACAAGAAUGCCGCCAUGACGUUCAUCAGGGACCAGUUCCGAGAAAUGGGACUUGAGGCGCAUGUUCACACCUUCAGCACGCUGCUACCAAACGUAACAGGUGUGAAUGUUGUCGGCUUGCUCAAAGGCCGCUACUUCAACACCAAAGAUGACAGUGUCGCAGCGAUAGCCGCUCAUUAUGACACCAUGCGUGAUACACCAGGAGUGAAUGACAACGGCGCAGCAGUGGUAGCGAUGUUGCAGGCUGCACGGGAGCUGAGCAGACAGCUCACCCGGAACUCCACUGUCAUGUUCUUCGCCUUUGAUUUGGAGGAGUGGGAACAAAAUGUUGCUCAGAUAGCAUGUGCCUCCCUCUCGUGCGGCUCACGGGCGUUAGUGAACCAGUGGCUGUCAAACUUUUUCACCGCUCCCAUUACCUGGAAGGGCGUCCUCGUCAUGGACACCAUUUUCAACUUUGACAGCAACCAGGAGACUCAGACACUUCCUCCUGGAGCCGAACAGAUGUUUCCAGAUGUUGCUCGGGAUGUCGAUUCUGAUGGGAAGAGGGGUGACUUCCUGUUGAUCACCGGACGUGACUACGACGCUCGGCUGGUUACAAACUUUAACGACACCUGGAACAGACUGGGCGAGACUCAGUAUGAGAUCGAAGCGCUUGUUUUGCCAAUUCCCAAUCCAACUCCAGAAGGCAUUCUCUUUGAUGCAACCUUUGCUGACGUUGUCCGAAGUGACCACUCCUCCUUUUGGACCGAGGGCUACCGAGCUGUUUUCCUCACGGAUACAGCCAAUUUCCGGGGCUACAUGACGCAGUGUUACCACCAUCAGUGCGACAACCUCACCUAUGUAAGCGACACCAAGAUCGGCUUCAUCGCCAAAACCGCCCGCACGCUUAUCUCUGUGGUUGACGGCAUGGCACCUGCUGUUGAAGGAAGCACAAACAAAGGAGGCUAUGUCCAUGAAGGAUGUGUGGCGAUUCCCCUUGCACUGACGCUUCUUCUGGGUGGCAAGCUGCUGAAGUUUGAGUGACUUAAACACUGCAGCUUUUGCUGAAGAUCUAUGAUCUUAGCUGCCAUUGAAAUAUUUUCUAUGUUAAAGUGUGUGUAUAUAUAUAUACAGAAAGAGAAAGAGACAGACAUAUCUUUAAUGUUUUUAUAUACAUUGGAUACAACAAGGUUACAAGAACCUACUCCAAUUUGUCUAUAUACCCAAAUCUGUACAACUUUUAUUCAAAAUUCACCUGCAUUCUCACACACUCGUAUAAAUAUAUAAUUACACAAAAGACAAACUAGAAAAAAUUAUAAGGUUGCACACCCACUGUCAUACCAUUAUAAUAACAUUCCAGCCCUCCCACCACAACAGCCUGACAUCAUUUUAUCUCUGCUUUCCUUAUACACACAUUCGCCUCCACAUCUUCCCACACCAACACUCUUUCAAAGGAUAUUUUCUCUUGGUCAGUUACCACACAGCUUAACAAUUCAUUGUCAAAUGAUGUUUUUUCAAUACCAAGAAAGUAAAAAGCCCUAGUGGUUGCAGCUAUUUCCCAAUAUUUGGUUCUGUAUACAUUUCAUGAUUAAAGAUUAUCAUUCUC